Messenger RNA from Strongylus vulgaris, 542 nucleotides. The record is from the annotation of a GenBank genome assembly. NCBI's taxonomy places the organism in Eukaryota, Metazoa, Nematoda, Chromadorea, Rhabditida, Strongylidae.
AUGGCAAUCUUCCAGCGAGGGGUGAACCCUGAGAUUCCAGGAAAGCAGCUAAUUGUAAUCCCACACCAUAUCGCUGUCGGUCUGGAUUAUGAUUGUAAGGAAGAUCGUCUUAUUUGGAGCGAUAUCUCUGGACAUUCGAUUAGAUCAGCUUCUCUCAAUGGUACAGAGCAUAAAUCAUACUAUUCCGACGUCCUUAGCAGUCCAGAAGGAAUCGCUGUCGAUUGGUCGUCUAGAAAUGUCUACUAUGCGGAUUCACUCAAUGAUGAAAUAGGUGUUGCUUCUUUGGACGGAAAAUACCAAAAAGCUCUUCUUACUGAAGGUCUUGUCAAUCCAAGAGCUUUAGCUUUAGAUCUUCAAAAUAGGCAUUUGUUCUAUACCGAUUGGCAUCGCGAGAAUCCUCUUAUCGGAAGAAUGGACAUGGAUGGAAAAAAUAAUAGGAUAUUUUUAAAUGAUGAUGUCCAUCUUCCAAAUGGAAUCACUGUUCUACCUAACAGGAGAGAACUAUGCUGGGUGGAUGCAGGAAACCACAGGUACCCAUAGAG